This is a messenger RNA of Thamnophis sirtalis, 1688 nucleotides long. The record is from RefSeq and is a predicted model, not a curated record. NCBI's taxonomy places the organism in Eukaryota, Metazoa, Chordata, Lepidosauria, Squamata, Natricidae.
GCUCCAGGUGAAGCGAGCCGAGAGAGGAGCAGCUUCGGCGGCCGGGGGGGCGUAAGCAGCAGCCGGAGCGCUGGGACCCACCGCCGCCGUCGCGUGGAGCAGCGGGCAUGCGGGCUGGCGGCAGUGGGCACCGUGGGUAGCCCUCCUCAACAUGGGGCUGGUUUGCCACGGUGCCAGAAGCUGCCCCGUCUUGGCUAGCGGCACGUCGGACUCCUGGGCUCCGGAGCGGCCGUUGGGGGGUGGCACCGGCGGGGCUAGGAUGAUUUCGGGCUCGUUAAAUCCGCCCCGUUUAGGGAUCGGAGGGAAACUCCUGCAAGGGGUCACCUCCCAUCCCAGCGGCGUCGUCGGAGGGGGCGUCGGUGGGAGCAGCCCCGGUCCCAGCCCGGGCAACGCCACGCACUGCGGCGAGCAGAUCCUGAGCUACGGCAACGUGGAGAAAGUGGUGAUCGGGGCCGCCUUGACUCUCAUCACGCUGCUGACCAUCGCGGGCAACUGCUUGGUGGUCAUCUCGGUCUGCUUCGUCAAGAAGCUCCGCCAGCCUUCCAACUAUCUCAUCGUCUCGCUGGCUUUGGCCGACCUGUCGGUGGCCGUGGCCGUCAUGCCCUUCGUCAGCGUCACCGACCUCAUCGGCGGCGAGUGGAUCUUCGGCAGGGCCUUCUGCAACAUCUUCAUCGCCAUGGACGUGAUGUGCUGCACCGCCUCCAUCAUGACCCUCUGCGUGAUCAGCAUCGACAGGUAUCUUGGCAUAACUAGACCUCUCACCUAUCCCGUAAGACAAAAUGGAAAGUGUAUGGCUAAAAUGAUCCUUUGCGUGUGGCUGCUGUCUGCUUCCAUCACUUUGCCCCCGCUGUUUGGUUGGGCUCAGAAUAUUAAUGACAACAAAGUCUGUUUAAUCAGCCAGGAUUUUGGCUACACAAUUUAUUCCACUGCUGUUGCAUUUUACAUCCCCAUGUCGGUGAUGCUGUUCAUGUACUAUCAGAUCUUCAAAGCUGCCAAGAAAAGUGCAGCCAAACACAAAUUUGCCGGUUUCCCGAGACCCAACGAACGCCAAGGGAUGGUUUCCGCCAACGGCGUCGUGAAACUGCACAAGGAAUCCGAAGAGUGCACCAAUUUUUCACGUCUGCUUAAGCAUGAACGGAAGAACAUUUCUAUCUUCAAAAGGGAGCAAAAAGCCGCCACCACCCUUGGAAUAAUUGUAGGGGCCUUUACCGUAUGCUGGUUGCCAUUUUUCAUCCUUUCUACUGCUAGACCCUUCAUCUGUGGGACCUCGUGCAGUUGUAUCUCUUUGUGGAUUGAGAGGACAUUUCUCUGGUUGGGUUAUGCCAACUCUUUGAUUAACCCAUUUAUAUACGCCUUCUUCAAUCGGGACCUGAGGACCACCUACCGCAACCUGCUGCAAUGUAGAUAUAGGAACAUCAACCGUAAACUCUCAGCUGCAGGCAUGCAUGAGGCCCUGAAGCUUGCCGAAAAACCAGAGUUUGUUCUGUAAGGUCAUUUCCCUUCGAUUACACUUGCUUUUAGGUUCCCAUAUAGACUUUCUGUCCCAAAUAAAACCAAGAAUAGAACAAACGAUCUAAAAAUAGAUUGCUAGACAUUUCUCGAUUUAUGGGACCAAAAAGGGUCUCGUGAGAAAUUACAGGGAAAGUUGACAAAAAGUGAAGGACAUCCCAAUUGUUGAAACAAAGUAA